GUUCAGUGGCUGAGACGCGCUGGAGGCGAGCGGAGCUGGUGCUGUCCGGGAGCUGUGGGUGCUGACCCGGGACGGCGGCCGACCGGCGCUCCGGCACCUCCAGGCAACGGCCUGUGCACCCUGUGUCCUGCGGGACCCGCUUCCCCCGCAGGACUCGUAUCAACUUAACAAAGGAGUGUGGCAUCGCACCUGGGAGAGUCUUCUGCUGGUCACCUGGGCGCCCAUUCAGGCGUGACUUUGGAAAUUUCCAUAGUUUGAGACCAAACUAGUUUGCUCUUUUCCCAGCAAAGACGAUCUUUUUAGUUGUGUGUUUUGUUUUUCAAACUGUGAUUUUUCUAUCCACACCCUGUAGGAAUCUUUCUGGGGGACUUUUCUGACUGUUAAAAGAAGGUUAAAAGCAACAAGGAUGUUUAAGUGCUGGUCAGCGGUCUUGGUUCUUGGGUUCAUUCUUCUGGAAUCAGAAGGAAGGCCAUCCAAAGAAGCAGGACAUGUUCUUAAAUCCUAUCAGCCUCUAGUAAGAUUGCGGCACAAGGAAAAAAGCCAAGAAAGUUCAAGAAUCAAAGGAUUCCUGAUUCAGGAUGGCCCUUUUGGAUCUUGUGAAAACAAGUACUGUGGUUUGGGGAGGCACUGUGUUAUCAGCAGAGAGUUGGGACAAGCAGAAUGCGCCUGCAUGGAGCUUUGCAAACGGCACUACAAGCCUGUGUGUGGAUCUGACGGACAGUUUUAUGAGAACCACUGUGAGGUGCACAGAGCUGCCUGCCUGAAAAAACAGAAGAUCACCAUCGUUCACAACGAAGACUGCUUCUUCAGAGGAGACAAUUGCAAGACAACUGAAUAUAGCAAGAUGAAAAACAUGCUUUUAGAUUUACAAAAUCAGAAGUAUAUUACACAAGAAAAUGAAAAUCCUAACAGUGAUGAUAUAUUUCGGAAGAAGCUUUUGGUGGAUCAGAUGUUUAAGUACUUUGAUGCUGACAGCAAUGGACUUAUAGAUAUUAAUGAACUAACUCAGGUGAUAAAACAGGAAGAAUUUAGCAAGGAUCUGUCUGAUUGUACUUUGUAUGAUCUACUGAAAUAUGAUGAUUUUAACUCUGACAAGCACCUGGCACUUGAAGAAUUUUAUAGAGCAUUCCAGGUUAUCCAGCUGAGUCUUCCUGCAGGCCAGAAAGUGAGCGUCACUGCAGCAACUGGGGGACAGAGUGCUGUGCUGAGCUGUGCCGUUCAGGGAGCCCUGAGGCCCCCCAUCAUCUGGAAAAGGAACAAUAUUAUUCUAAACAAUUUAGAUUUGGAAGACAUCAACGACUUUGGAGAUGAUGGGUCUUUGUAUAUAACUAAGGUUACCACAACUCACAUGGGCAAUUAUACCUGCUAUGCGGAGGGCUAUGAACACGUCUAUCAGACUCACAUCUUCCAAGUGAACGUUCCUCCAGUCAUCCGGGUGUAUCCAGAGAGUCAAGCUAGAGAACCUGGGGUAACGGCAAGUCUUAGGUGCCAUGCAGAGGGUAUACCAAAUCCUCAGCUUGGCUGGCUGAAGAACGGAAUUGAUAUUACACCAAAGUUAUCCAAGCAACUCACGCUUCAAGCAAAUGGCAGUGAGGUUCACAUAAGCAAUGUACGUUAUGAAGAUACGGGCGCGUACACUUGUAUCGCAAAGAAUGAAGCAGGAGUGGAUGAAGACAUCUCUUCUCUUUUUGUGGAAGAUUCGGCUAGAAAGACCCGUCUGGGAAUUGGGAACAUGUUCUAUGUUUUUUAUGAAGAUGGAAUCAAAGUGAUACAACCCAUCGAAUGUGAAUUUCAGAGACAUAUUAAGCCUAGUGAAAAGCUCCUUGGAUUUCAGGAGGAAGUGUGUCCCAAAGCUGAGGGAGACGAAGUCCAGAGGUGCGUGUGGGGCUCGGCUGUUAAUGUCAAAGACAAGUUCAUUUAUGUUGCUCAGCCGACGUUGGACAGAGUUCUUAUUGUUGAUGUGCAGUCCCAAAAAGUUGUUCAGGCAGUAAGCACAGACCCUGUCCCAGUGAAACUACACUAUGAUAAAUCACAUGACCAGGUCUGGGUGCUCAGCUGGGGUACUAUGGAAAAGACGUCACCCACGCUACAGGUGAUCACCCUAGCCAGUGGCAAUGUGCCCCACCACACCAUCCACACACAGCCGGUCGGAAAGCGAUUUGACAGAGUGGACGAUUUCUUCAUUCCCACCACCACGCUCAUCAUCACACACAUGAGGUUUGGAUUUAUUCUUCAUAAAGAUGAAGCUGCACUACAAAAAAUCGAUCUGGAAACCAUGUCGUACAUCAAGACAAUUAACCUGAACGACUAUAAGUGCGUUCCUCAGUCACUGGCCUAUACGCACUUGGGAGGAUACUACUUCAUCAGCUGCAAACCUGACAGCGCCGGGGCCGUUCCCCCACAGCUCGUGGUGGAUGGUGUCACUGACUCAGUCAUUGGAGUCAACAGUGAUGUCACGGGCACGCCGUAUGUCUCCCCGGACGGACACUAUCUUGUCAGCACUAAUGAUGUGAAAGGCAUUGUGAGGGUCCAGUACAUCACCAUCAGAGGAGAAAUACAGGAGGCAUUUGACAUUCACACCAAUCUGCACAUCUCUGAUGUGGCAUUUCAGCCAUCCUUUACUGAAGCCAACCAGUACAACAUCUACGGUACUUCUAGCACGCAGACUGAUGUGCUCUUCGUGGAGCUCGCCUCUGGAAAGGUUAAGAUGAUCAAGAGCCUUAAGGAACCCCUCAAGGCGGAAGACUGGCCUUGGAACGGAAAGAACAGGCAAAUCCAGGACAGCGGCUUGUUUGGUCAGUACCUGAUGACAGCUUCCAAGGACUCUCUCUUUAUCCUAGAUGGACGGCUCAAUAAGUUAAACUGUGAGAUCACUGAAGUUGAGAAAGGGAAUACAGUCAUUUGGGUUGGAGAUGCCUAA
Trichechus manatus latirostris (Florida manatee) is the source of this 2920-nucleotide messenger RNA. It is a transcript of the gene FSTL5, whose product is annotated as follistatin like 5. The transcript has 15 exons. The coding region runs from base 407 to 2920 and encodes 837 amino acids. Gene Ontology annotation, molecular function: protein binding; calcium ion binding. Lineage: Eukaryota; Metazoa; Chordata; Mammalia; Sirenia; Trichechidae. Gene Ontology annotation, biological process: regulation of BMP signaling pathway; cell differentiation; multicellular organism development. The record is from RefSeq and is a predicted model, not a curated record.